Pipistrellus kuhlii (Kuhl's pipistrelle) is the source of this 2551-nucleotide messenger RNA. It is a transcript of the gene CHDH, whose product is annotated as choline dehydrogenase. The coding region runs from base 367 to 2151 and encodes 594 amino acids. The record is from RefSeq and is a predicted model, not a curated record. Gene Ontology annotation, molecular function: choline dehydrogenase activity; flavin adenine dinucleotide binding. Gene Ontology annotation, cellular component: mitochondrial inner membrane. The transcript has 9 exons. NCBI's taxonomy places the organism in Eukaryota, Metazoa, Chordata, Mammalia, Chiroptera, Vespertilionidae.
CCAGGUGCAGGCGGCAUUCCCGCCUCGGGUUGCGCGCGCCCGGCCCGCCCGAGCCGGCUGCCCGCCCGGCGUUGGUCCCCGCCCCGAGCCCGCCGCCCGCCGUUCCCCUCCCGGCCGCGGAGAGCGCGCGGGGCGCGGCUCCGGCAGUUAAAGUGCAGCGGGGCCCGGGCCGCCGCUCCUCCAGCUCAGCCUCUGCCCCCUCCCGCUCCGCACAGCCCACUGUCCCGUCCAGGCGCUGCGCCUAGCCGCCCAGGACGAUCGACAACAGCGCGCAGGCUGCACCGGCCACAGAGCCCGGAUCCUGUCACAUCUGGGUGGAAGGAAUAGCAAGCCCUCCGUGCAGAUCAGAGGACUCGGACAGGAAGCAUGUGGUGUGUCCUGCGCGGCUGGAGGCGCGGGCGCCUGAGCCCCUGGGGGGUGCAGGGGCAGCAGCGGCCCCCCGCCUCCCGGGCCCUGGCCGGCGUGGCCGCGGGGAGCGGGCAGGAGUACAGCCACGUGGUGGUGGGCGCGGGCUCGGCGGGCUGCGUGCUGGCCGGCCGGCUCACCGAGGACCCGGGCGCGCGCGUGCUGCUGCUGGAGGCCGGGCCCAGGGACACGCGCGCGGGCAGCAAGCGGCUCCUCUGGAAGAUCCACAUGCCCGCGGCGCUCGUGGCCAACCUGUGCGACGACCGGUACAACUGGUGCUACCACACGGAGCCGCAGGCCGGCAUGGACGGCCGCGUGCUGUACUGGCCGCGCGGCCGCGUGUGGGGCGGCUCCUCGUCGCUCAACGCCAUGGUGUACGUGCGGGGCCACGCCGAGGACUACGAGCGCUGGCAGCGGCAGGGCGCCGCGGGCUGGGGCUACGCGCACUGCCUGCCCUACUUCCGCCGGGCGCAGAGCCACGAGCUGGGCGCCAGCCGCUACCGCGGCGACCGAGGCCCCCUGCACGUGUCCCGGGGCAAGACCGACCACCCGCUGCACCGGGCCUUCCUGGAGGCGGCGCAGCAGGCCGGCUACCCGCUCACCGAGGACAUGAACGGCUUCCAGCAGGAGGGCUUCGGCUGGAUGGACAUGACCAUCCACAAAGGCAAGCGCUGGAGCGCAGCCUGCGCGUACCUGCACCCCGCACUCAGCCGGCCCAACCUCACCGCCGAGGCCCGGACGUUGGUGAGCAGGGUGCUGUUUGAAGGCACCCGCGCCGUGGGCGUGGAGUACAUCAAGAAUGGCCAGCGCCACAGGGCUUACGCCAGCAAGGAGGUGAUUCUGAGCGGAGGUGCCAUCAACUCCCCGCAGCUGCUCAUGCUUUCUGGCGUCGGCAACGCAGACGACCUCAAGAAGCUGGGCAUCCCCGUGGUGUGCCACCUUCCGGGAGUUGGUCAGAACCUGCAAGACCACCUGGAGAUAUACAUCCAGCAGGCAUGCACCCGCCCCAUCACCCUCCACACAGCACAGAAGCCCCUGAGGAAGGUCCGGAUUGGUCUGGAGUGGCUCUGGAAGUUCACAGGGGACGGAGCCACGGCCCAUCUGGAGACAGGAGGGUUCAUCAGGAGCCGGCCUGGGGUCUCCCACCCGGACAUCCAGUUCCACUUCCUGCCGUCCCAAGUGAUUGACCACGGGCGAGUCCCCACCCAGGAGGAGGCUUACCAGGUGCACGUGGGGACCAUGCGGGCCACGAGUGUGGGCUGGCUCAAGCUGAGGAGCGCCAACCCGCACGACCACCCUGUGCUGCAGCCCAACUACUUGUCCACAGAAGCCGACAUUCACGAUUUCCGCAACUGCGUGAAGCUGACCAGAGAGAUCUUCGCCCAGGACGCGCUGGCACCGUUCCGGGGCAAAGAGCUCCAGCCGGGAAGCCACGUGCAGUCCGACAAAGAGAUCGACGCCUUUGUGCGGGCGAAAGCCGACAGCGCCUACCACCCCUCGUGCACCUGCAAGAUGGGCCAGCCCUCCGACCCCACGGCCGUGGUGGACCCGCAGACCAGGGUGAUCGGGGUGGAAAACCUCCGUGUGGUCGACGCGUCCAUCAUGCCCAGCGUGGUCAGCGGCAACCUGAACGCCCCCACGAUCAUGAUCGCGGAGAAAGCGGCCGACAUCAUCAGGGGGCGGCCUGCGCUCUGCGACAAGGACGUGCCCGUGUACAAACCCAGGACCCUGGACACCCAGCGCUGAGGCGGUCGCCGCCUGGGAAGGCCCCCAACCAGCCAAGAGAGCCACACGGGCCUUGUUCCAAAUGCUCUUUCCUGAAACUCUCUAGACUGUUAGGGUUCAAGGGCAGAGAACUGGACAAUUUCUUAAGUGAAACCAGUCCUGGUCAGCGCCAGGUUCCUCUCCCCCUGCCCUGCCCUGCGGGCCUUUGGGGAAGGCCAGCAUUCUGGCAGGAGGCCCAUGGAAGACUCAGCUCCAACCCAGGGGCCUGCUGCCUUCCUCACUCCUGGCUGGACGGAGGAAGAUGGUCCUCUCCCAGGCCCCCCUCUGAAGGCAGGCCCCUCAGAGAGCAGGCUGCUGUGCAGAGGCCGGUGCUGCCUGCUCCGAGGGGCGCCCUCCCCCUGGGCCGCAAGCUGUGGCUGAG